This is a messenger RNA of Diaporthe batatas, 1264 nucleotides long. RefSeq lists its product as uncharacterized. Lineage: Eukaryota; Fungi; Ascomycota; Sordariomycetes; Diaporthales; Diaporthaceae. The transcript is spliced from 4 exons. The record is from RefSeq and is a predicted model, not a curated record. The coding region runs from base 109 to 1077 and encodes 322 amino acids.
CUUUUACUUUCAUCCAACUGUGUGCCGGACAGUGCAGAACACGAGUGGACUGCACCGAUACUGAGCACCUCUCCCCAACUCAGUUCACCACGCCGGGCCAACGUCAAGAUGAGCCCCGCGCUCGAGUCGACCGACGCCAAGAACAAGCUCGAGGACCUCUCAGGCGUCGCCAUCAGGCCGGGGGAGAACCCGUACAAGGCCCUGAUCGAGGCCUGCCACAAUGAUCCGGCAGAGAUACAGUCGUUGUACUCGACACACCGAGUAACCAGAAAUGGCCAGCAGAAGGAGAAGUUCCUGUCGGCCGAGUUCAAGGGGGUCCUCAUCGACCCCUUCCUGCUCAGGCUGGAGAACCCCAGCAUCGAGCCGGGCUUCACAGACCCCAGGAACUGCCUCGUCUUCUGGGCCAGGCCGCCCGAGCACAUCAUCAAGCUCGCCAGCAGGAUACAGUCCCUGCUGAAGGAGGCGGCGCCCAACAUCUGGCUCAUGCCCCCGCACCGCAUGCACCUCACCACCCUCGAGAUAACCCACAGCCGCACGCCCGCCGAGAUCGACCGGCUCGUGGCCCAGAUGCGGCCCGCCAUCCCGGCCCUGGCGAACCUCACCCUCGCCCGCCGCGCCCGCCUCGUGAGGCCCAUGGUCUCGUACGACCUGGCCGCCUUCGCCGUGUCCUUCCUCCCCGCCGCGGGCGAGCCCGUGGCGUCGCCGCUGCCCGACUCGGGCGCCCCGCACGAGGGCCUCGACGACACGUACACGUAUCACCACCUCCGCCGGGACGCCUUCGACCUCGCCACGGCGGCGGGCGUCGCCGUCGACUCGCGCUACGUCGUGCCCAGCGCGCACAUCACGCUGGGGCGGUACCUGACGCAGGGGGACCACGCGGCGCCGGCGGCGCGGGAGCGGUGGACGAGGGCCAUCGACGAGGUCAACGCCUGGCUGGAGCGGGAGGUCUGGGACAGCGCGGACGCGUCGGCCUUUGUCGGGGAGUGGAUUGUGGGGCAGGAGAAGGGCAUUGACGCGCGGGCCGGGAGGCUUUGGUAUGGUGGGGGCAGGACUAUUAUGAUGGGCGAGGGGUUCUAGACUGCCGUGGUUGUUGACGGGCGGGCGGGCCAGGCGGCCUGUCUGCGGUGGAUGGGAUUCUUUAGACGCCAGGUCGGCCCGGUUCAUAUAUGUGGCAUAUAAGAGGAUCUAGAUGGCUAGAACGGGUGAUCAUAACUAGACCGGAAUCGCAGCGUCUAAUGGACGUGUGCAUCUGUCCCUCGUUUGA